AUGACCCGACACGUUGAUCCCGGCCCGGGUGUGCUCCCUGUGCCCUCGACGCCCGGGAGAGAGCAUCGCAGUGUCUCCGACUUUGAUAUCUGGUUCCUAGAGUUUUCCAACGCCUACAGCCUCAGCCUUAGGCGGUCUCCGCCGAACUUGUCCCCCAAGAAGAAACGGGAUCUACCCUACUAUCGGGAGCUGGAAUAUUACGAGCGCCUGAAGGCCCAGUAUUUUAGGGGCAAUCAUGCAGGGAUACAAGCCUUAUUCGAUCAAAAGGCUAAAGAAAUCCACGGGAGGUGGGUGAAGAAACCACAUGCCGCCCUCGGUCUUACCCCCUUUCCCACUCAGCUACCCCGAGUGACCACCGAGCCCGAGCGAUGCCAGUUGCUCAAUCUUCUCAAAGCUAUCCUAGACGACGUCGGUUUGGCGAGCGUGUCUUCACGUUCCUUCACUUCGGAUUCGUCCUCGCAUCAUGCGUCUGAAUCGCCUUCUUCUACGAGACACCACUCUAAACGCCAACCGCGUGAGUGGCAGUUGAGCCCGUCCCCUAAGAGAAACCGGGGCGUCCUGUCGGAGGCCAACACUGAAUGUGACCCUGAAGAUGAGAGACCCCCGAGCGUGCUGUCGAUUCUUGAUAGGGGACGCGUGCGUACGGAGAGUCCCCUGCCUAGCCGGGCAGCCUCGGUUCAGCCACCAGGGUCGAGAGAAGGUAGGCGUCUAUUCGAAAUAUCCCUCGAUACGAGCAUAAGCAAGUCAACCCAUGCGUCGCGAGUCUUCUCGGAUCGUCCCGACGGCGAUACGCCCUUAACAUCGCAGGGGACGCAGACCACCGCUAUUGCCAGUAGCGCGGGGAAUACGAAGCCUCCACUGCUACCGCCGCCCUCGUUAGCUGGCUCGGAUUCGCACUCCUUUGGGGUCUCCUCUGGCACCGAACGGGCCCUUCAGAUAUCACUUGACAAUGUCGAGCGGCUCCUGCUCCAACAAAGAUCAGAACAGUUGGCUGAUGACGGGUCAUCGACCUAUUCGGAUUUCAGUUACCCAGUCGAACAGGAAAUUGAACGUCCUAUCACGCCCUCGCGUGCGACGGUCCUUCCUCCAGCCUCUCCUGCUCUCUCGUCCAUAGAGGAAAAUGUCCCUGACAGCACGCCACCUCGUGUGACUUACACGGGCAGCCAGGAUUUCGAGGACCGGCUUCAUGCUGUUUGGCCUCCACUUCCUCCGCAUUAUGACUGUGCCCCGUUUGCGAUCCGAUGGGAACUCAUGCGCAUUUCUCUCCACUGCGGUGUACAGAUGGACGCUUUACGGCUCGAGUACGAUCCGUCGUGGACUGAUCAAAAAACUUUCUGGGCACGAAUUCAGGCACUAUCCGUGUUCAGGGGCAAGAGCUUCCCUGAAAGAUCCCGGCCCGACGCUUGGGCAGCUGCUCUGAAUGGCAAAUUCUCUACUUCUGGCCAGGUCAUUGUUCUCACCGCCUGUCUAGACUUGAAUACCGCACCGACGGGACCUAUAUUUACUCUCAAGCUCAAUCCUCUCAAGUUUGAUCUCCCUCAUCGUCUCAAUCGUCGGUUUGGACCCGACAGGUUUCUUGAGGUCGUGAUACCGUCGAUGAAAACACAGGAUUUCAAAGGCCUAGAUUCUGCUGUGGAGAGUAUCCAGCGAUGGUUAGUCGACAAUACCCACGUACUCCUGGGUCGUCUGUGGACAUCAUUCUUCAUCAAGCCUGCCCUGGCGAAGAAGAUUGAAAGCGGAAAUGCGCUCAGGCCUCAAACUAAGACGAUAUACCAAGAGCGAAUCUAUAUGUUCGCCGAGGAUGGCAAUGAAUUUCAUCGUCUAGACGCAGACCUCCAGUAUUCACCAAAAGGUGAAUCUGCUGACUCGCACACGAAGAUGAGACGAGAAGGCCUUCUGGACUGGCUCUUACAAAUUUCUAACAACCAAGGGCAGACAGUGCUUAAACUCUUCUCCCGCAUCGCACUAGGUCUUAGCCGUACGCAGCCUACAGUGAUUGUUGAGCUGGAGCAAAUCCGGCAUCAAGAAUCCGAUAUCCUCUCCCCAGAAAAAGGGAACGGGGAGCCGAGGAAAGUUAUGAACGAUGGCAUCGCUCGUAUGUCCAACGCUCUCGCGAAAGCCAUAAGCAACUCUUUAGGUCUAGUAGAUGUUCCGGCAGGCUUUCAAGGCCGGUUUGGCAGUGCGAAAGGCGUCUGGAUCCGCGAUACGACCGAUAGUAGCGACGAUGUUUGGAUAGAGACAUUUCCUUCGCAGCGUAAAUGGAAGUGCGAUUAUAUCGAGGAUGACCAUCGCACAUUUGAAGUCCGAAACGCACCUAGAGAGCUGAGAGCUGCCAGCCUCAAUCUCCAGCUUCUCCCCAUCUUAGAAGACCGAGCCAUCGAUGCGACUCUGAUGAAGAGCCAGAUUGGCAAAUUUAUGAGGGACAGCCUCAAGAGAGACCUCGACAUCCAAAGAGCCGCUAUGCAGGACCCGACCCAAUUCAAGCUAUGGGUUUACGAAAACUCCCCCUCGAAUCGCCGGGAAGCCCGUGUCGAAAACCAGCAGGUCCCAUUCACAGCUGGCCUCCCGACGAACCGGGAAGACAUUAUGUCUUUUCUCGUCGAUAGUGGGUUCGAGCCCACUAAGCUGAAGUUACUUCGAGAGAUGGCUUGGAAUUUGCGGAGGGACAAAUGCACGGAGCUCGUCGAGCGGUUGAAUGUGAGAGUCGGGCGCUCAGCAUACGCUUACAUGGUUGUCGACUUUCUCGGAGUUCUCGAGGAAGACGAAGUUCAUCUGGGGUUCUCGUCGAAAUUUAUCGACGAGCAGUCCGGUUUCUCCGAAACCUUCCUUCAUGGUAUGGAUGUUCUCGUCGCCCGUACGCCUGCCCACUACCCCAGCGAUAUCCAAAGGGUUAGGGCGGUUUUCAAACCGGAAUUAGGCUCUCUAAAGGACGUGAUCAUUUUUCCGACCAAGGGCGACAUACCACUCGCUGACAAGCUUUCCGGCGGCGACUACGAUGGAGAUAUUGCCUGGGUCUGUUGGGAGCCUGUCAUCGUAAACAAUUUUCGCAACGCAGAGGUCCCGCCCAUCCCUGAUCUGUUCCAGCGUGGUAUCAUACGCAAGGAGAGCCAGAUUUACGGCAGGCUUGGUAAGCUGCCCGGUUCGAAAGACAUUACUUCGGAAUUUCUUUCGAUGGCAUUCCGGUUCAAUAUGCAACAGAACCUCCUAGGCACAUGCACAAACUACAAGGAGAAGUUCUGCUACCAACGGAAUUCUGUUAAGGACGACUCUGCGAUCCUCUUAAGCACGCUCAUCAGUAAUCUAGUAGAUCGAUCCAAGCAAGGGAUCGUUUUCACAGACCGGGAUUGGGCUGUCCUACGCAAGUCCCUAAGCCGGAUGGACCCUCCAGAACCCGCGUACAAGAAGAAGAGCUGGAGUGGCAUUGGGGAGCCUAGCCACAUAAUAGACUACGUCAAAUUCGGCGUGGGGAAACCUCUAAUCGAGGCAGAGCUCAAGGCAUUGAAUGAGUCCCUCGACCAAGGCGAAAACUUUGACAAGGAUCUCGUCAGUUAUUACCAGCACUACGAGAAGUUUCAGCGGCCCUUAAACGAACGCAAGGAGGCCGAAAGAAGCGCAAGCUUCAAGAAAUCUACGUGGGAGAGGAUUCUAGAGCAGCUGAGGAAAGACAUCGAUGCCUUGGCUAAAGCGUGGCAUGAAUCGAGCGACUCAUGGGAUGCGAAGAUAACCAACAUCUACGACAAGUGGCGGGAAAUCCCCCCCACCCCUACGGCCCGUGAGAAUACCGUCUCGGCCCUACAGCAAGAGGACCAAGUCAACGCCGAGCUUUCGAACUGGGACCUGUUGAAAGCGUCGUGCCUGUUCAAGAUGUAUUACAGAAGGUCUCCUAAAUUCGUCUGGUAUGUCGCGGGCAAGCAGCUCGCGUUCUUGAAGUCGAUGCGUGUGAGUCAGAGGGCAGGCGCCUCGCCGGUAGCCAUGGCCUCCAGCAUGUACGCUGGGUCGCGCCCAGAUGCGAAGUACGCGCGGAUGUUAGCUGCUAGAGCUGACGGCCACAGCUUGUUCGAUAGCGACGACGACGACUACUUUUCGGAUGAUGACCUCGCGGAUACCUUCUCCGGCUAA
Molecule: messenger RNA, 4119 nt
Organism: Durotheca rogersii
Lineage: Eukaryota; Fungi; Ascomycota; Sordariomycetes; Xylariales; Xylariaceae
Product: RNA dependent RNA polymerase-domain-containing protein
Exons: 3
Coding region: 1-4119 (1372 amino acids)
Biological process (GO): siRNA processing
Cellular component (GO): nuclear RNA-directed RNA polymerase complex
Molecular function (GO): RNA-directed RNA polymerase activity
Source: RefSeq, a predicted model, not a curated record